Molecule: messenger RNA, 924 nt
Organism: Marmota flaviventris (yellow-bellied marmot)
Lineage: Eukaryota; Metazoa; Chordata; Mammalia; Rodentia; Sciuridae
Source: RefSeq, a predicted model, not a curated record
AUGGCAGAAGAAAAUCAUUUUACAGUGACUGAGUUUAUACUGGCUGGAUUAACAGACAAACUAGAGCUCCAGCUGCCCCUCCUCCUCUUCUUCCUAGGAAUCUAUGUGCUCACAGUGGUGGGGAACCUAGUCAUGAUCACACUGAUUGGGCUCAGCUCUCACCUGUACACACCAAUGUACUACCUGCUCAGCAGUCAGUCCUUCAUUGACCUCUGUCAAUCCACUGUGAUCACUCCCAAAAUGCUGGUGAACUUCAUGAUGGAGAAAAAUACCAUCUCCUACACUGAUUUCAUGACUCAACUCUACUUUUUAAUUUUUUUGUUUUUGUUUGCAAUUGCAGAGUGUUAUAUGUUGGCUGCAAUGGCAUAUGACUGCUAUGUUGCCAUCUGUAAGCCCUUGCUUUACAAUGUUACCAUGUCUAAUCAAGUCUGUUCUUGGUUAGUAGUUGGUGUGUAUAGCAUAGGUAUGAUGGGUGCCACAGCUCACACAGCCUGCAUGCUAAGAGUGCUUUUCUGUAAGGAUGAUACAAUACACCAUUACCUAUUGGAGCUCUCUUGUUCCAGUGCUUUUAUAAAUGAAGUAGUUGUUCUGUGCUUAAGUGCAUUUAAUAUCUUUGUUCCAACCCUGUCCAUCCUAAGCUUCUACAUCUUCAUCAUAGCCAGCAUCCUGCACAUUUGCUCCACUGAGGGCAGAGACAAAGCCUUCAGUACAUGUAGCUCCCACGUCUCAGCUGUUCUUCUCUUCUUUGGUUCUCUAGCAUUCAUGUAUCUGAAACCAUCAUCAGUCGGCUCCAUGGACCAAGGGAAAGUGUCCUCUGUGUUUUACACUAUUAUUGUGCCUAUGCUGAAUCCUCUGAUCUACAGCCUAAGGAAUAAAGAUGUCAAAAUGGCCAUAAGUAAACUUCUUGGAAAUAGAAGUUUGUGA